AAAAUAUGGAAGCAAAGAAACAGGAAUUUAUUUUGAAGUUAGAUUGAAAUACUCCUAACAAUCUCAAAAACUUCCUCAAGAAGCUAGGUCUCAGCUCCUCAGGCACAAAGAAAGGACUCCUCUAUAGAGCAGCUGAGUUUUUGGUAACAAAAGAGGGCUAUGAGAGGACUAAAGAAAUAAUGCCAAGAGCAACCAUGGAUGAACUCUUUGGGCCAGAUUAUAAUUGAGAACAACAGCAGCAGGAAGCAGAAUGCCACCAACUGCCGAAAGAAACUACGAUUCAGCAACUUCAAGAAACAAGAUUAGAACAACCACAAGAGACAUGAGCUCAAGUUUCUCAGUUCAAUGGCCAAGAAACUAUUAAAAGUAUUAGAUAUAAGCAAUUAAAUGAAGUGGCUAAAUGAAAUGUUAGGCCAUCUUUCAUUGGAGGACUAGAUUCUUAUACUGUAAGCAAAAGUCCUAACGAUAUAAACCUUAUGACUUAUGAGCAUGCCACCAGCAUAAGAUUGUAUAAUCCAUCUUCAAAUUUGUUUACUCAAAUUCGAUGAAUAUGUGCUUCUCAAAGAUUUGUGCACAAACCAUCAAAUGAAGAAAGCAACUUAAUAGAAUGCAACGAUUGAGGUGCGAAAGAGCACAAAUCAUGAGUAGGUGAGGAUAAUAAUUUCUCUGGACAAUAUGUUUGCACAAUGUGACGACUCAAAAAUCUUGAUCCCUUUUCUGUCCCUGUGACAGUGUGUGCAGGACCUUUUAAAGUUAGUCCUGCAGACCCUCUCCGAAGAGAAUUUCAUAUUCAUAAUAACUUAGAUGAAGUGCUAUAUAAUGAUCAGAAAAAGCCUGAAACUGAAUCUAUUGGAAGAAUCUACUUCCAGUUAAGAUGCAUGAAGUUGGAGCAGAGCUCAAUGCUUCCAAAGAGUUAUGAUAAUGCUUUUCCAAAAAGAUGAGAAGUGAGCUUUAAUAAUAAAUUGACUAAUAAAUAUUACACAGAACCUCCUCCUAAUGACCAAAAGAAAAGAAAGGAUGAAAUGAUUAAUCUCACUUCUGAAGUUAGAAAGAACAAGAAUAAAAUUGAGCUUACUAUGGAGGACCAUAUAAAUGAUCAAACAAGCUACAUCUGCGCCUUAUUCGUUGUGAAGACUUUUAGUGGAGAUGAUAUUGUUUCAUAUAUUAAUAGCUCCUCCAAGAAUACUAUAAAAUAACUCCUAUGACUUUUAUGCCAGCAAGCUAUCGUCUAACACUGAGGAAGAUCAAGAUGAUGACAUCAUCGCUGACAAAAGAGUGGAUUUUAACUUCACCUGCCCAAUAUCGUACUGAAGAAUUAAGCAGCCUGCGAGAGGAUCCUUCUGAGAGCAUACACAAUGCUUUGAUUUGCAAAAUUUUGUGAAAAGUAAUGAGAAAUGGAGAUCCUUAAAAUGCCCAGUAUGUAACAAAAAGGUAAUUGAAAUCAAAAGAGAUCUUAUACAAGAGCUAAUUCUCUAUCAAUUAGCCACAGAAGAAGAAUCCAAGUGUGAAAUUUCAGAAGAAUUUAAACUAAAAUUUAUUGAAACUGACAGAGAAAUUGAUUUAAAUCAACAUUUAAAAGAAAAACUGACUCAUAGCAAUGAGCAAACUGUAUCUGGAAAAACAGUUUUAGCUCCAACAAAGCGAUCUUCAGCAAGUGUAGAAGAUAGCAGAAAUUCUUCUGAAAGGAACAGCCAUGAGAACCCCAUCAAUAAUAAGUAUCCUAGAAAUGAAGAAAUAGAGCAUGCUAAUAGAAGAUCUCCUUCAGAUUUGAGAAAUAGGCACUAUGGACCAAGACAUUCAAGAAAAAGAGCAAGAAGGGAUAGAUAUUAUGAUCGUUCACAUUACAUUCCGAAUCAAUCUCCUCAAAAUUCAUCUCGAUUCUCAUACCGGCAUUCACCUGAGAGGAGAUCAAGAGAAUAUAAUUCCUCCAGCUAUUAUUCAGAGUUUAUACAAAACCCGAGAGAAAUGCUAAUCGGAAGAUAUAAAAGAAUGCGAUUAGCAGAAUGUAGAGAUCAAUGAGAGCACACUAUUGGGCUACCUCUUUCAAUAAGAUAA
Messenger RNA from Moneuplotes crassus, 2055 nucleotides. The record is from the annotation of a GenBank genome assembly. Lineage: Eukaryota; Ciliophora; Spirotrichea; Euplotida; Euplotidae.